GGCCCUGAGCGGCCGGGGCGGGGCCGCGGAGCUGAAGGUGCUGCAGCCCGGUAGCGACAGGUGCGCCGGGCAGACGGAGCGCAGGACGGUGGGUGGCGGUGCAGCGCCGAGCCCGGACGGCUAAAAAGUCAGCCCACAGGUGUCUCAGAGUCUGUAGACAAGAUGGAAUCGACUCCAUUUAAUAGACGACAGUGGACUUCCAUGUCAUUGAGAGUAACAGCCAAAGAACUUUCUCUUGUCAACAAGAACAAGUCAUCUGCAAUUGUGGAAAUAUUCUCCAAGUACCAGAAAGCAGCUGAAGAAGCAAACACAGAAAGGAAGAAAAAUAACACUGAAAGUCUCCCGCAGCACUUUAGAAGAGGGACCCUGUCUGUGUUAAAGAAGAAGUGGGAGAACCCAGUGACUGGGGCAGAAUUCCACACAGACUCACUGCCGAACAGCAGCAGUGAGGGUAGGCACACAGCGGACCACCCUUCUGUUGGAGCGACGGACAAGCCUGCCCCUGGAGCCAGAGCUGACCGGGAAGAGCAUACCCAGCCCAAACCUAGAUUUGGAUCUCGUCCGGAAGCUGUUAUUCAGUGUCGGUAUCUCCACACAGAAGACAGCCACGAUUUUAAAAUCCAGGCCACGGAGAGCCAAAAAAUGGAAAACUGUCUGGGAGAUUCCAGGUAUGAAGCAGAGAAGCCAGAAACGAGCGAAAGCACAGAAACAUCAGGCAAAAUAGAGAAAUACAAUGUUCCGCUGAACAGACUAAAGAUGAUGUUUGAGAAAGGUGAACACAGCCAAACGAAGGGUCUCUGGACCCAAAGCCGAAAUGCAGGCGGAAGGAGGCUCUCUGAAAACAGCUGUUCCCUGGACGACCUGGAAAUAGGUGCAGGUCCUUUGUCUUCCUCUGAGUUCAACUCGGAGAAAAAUGAGAGUAAGCGGAGUCUGGAGCUGCCACGCCUCUCUGAAACCUCCAUAAAGGAUCGCAUGGCCAAGUACCAGGCUGCCGUGUCCAAGCAGAGCAGCCCAGCCAGCUACACAAAUGAGCUGAAAACCAGUGGAAGCAAAACUCAUAAAUGGGAGCAGAAGGAGAAUGUGCCCCCAGGUCCUGAGGCCUGCAGCAUCCAUCAGGAAGGGAGCAAGGUUUUUGCAACUGAGAAUAGCCUGGUGGCCCACUCUGUCCCUGCUGAAGAUGACACCUGUAAUUCCCAGGUGAAGAGUGAGGCCCAGCAGCCUGUGCACCCUAAGCCACUGAGUCCUGAUGCCAGGACCUCCAGUCUUCCAGAAAGUUCUCCAUCCAAAACAGUGAAGAAGUUUCAGGCGCCUGCGAAGGAGAGCUGCGUGGAGUGUCAGAAGACUGUGUACCCCAUGGAACGGCUCCUGGCCAACCAGCAGGUGUUUCACAUCAGCUGUUUCCGAUGCUCCUACUGCAACAACAAACUUAGUCUAGGAACAUAUGCAUCCUUACAUGGAAGAAUCUAUUGUAAGCCUCACUUCAAUCAACUCUUCAAGUCCAAAGGCAACUAUGACGAAGGCUUUGGGCACAAGCCCCAUAAGGAUCUGUGGGCAAGCAAAAGUGAAAAUGAAGAGACCCUGGGGAGAGCAGACCAGCCUCCUAAUGCAGGGGAGACCCCCCAUAGCCCGGGCGUAGAGGAUGCCCCCAUCGCUAAGGUCGGCGUGCUGGCUGCAAGCAUGGAAGCCAAGGCCUUCUCUCAGAGGGAGAGGGAGGAUAAGCCAGCUGAGACCAAGAAGCUGAGGAUCGCCUGGCCUCCGCCAGCCGAGCUGGGCACUUCAGGAAGUGCCCUGGAGGAAGGGUUCAAAGUCUCGAAGCCCAAGUGGCCUCCGGAGGAUGAGGGCUGCAAGACGGAAGCUGCGGAGGAUGUAGAUCUGGACCUGAAGAAGCUGAGGCGGUCUUCGUCCCUGAAGGAGAGGAGCCGCCCGUUUACUGUAGCGGCUUCCUUUCGAACCUCUUCCAUCAAGAGCCCCAAGACCUUGUCGCCAUCUCUCAGGCGAGGCUGGAGCGAGUCGGAGCAGAGUGAGGAGUGUGGAGGGGGGAUAGCGACGACGGAAAGGAAACAAACGGAAAACGCCAGGCCCUCUGGGGAGAAAGAGAAUGUAGGGAAGUCAGGCUGGCAGAGCGAGGACGCUGCGGCGGAGGAGGAAACGCCGAGGAGCAGGGACCGUCGUUCCUUUGAGGCGGAGAGUGAGAAUUUUACAGAAAACGGCGGUGCAGACACAGCUGAAGGUGAUGGCCAUGUCUGCGCACAGCAGUCUCCGUUAGAACCCGAGUCUCCGGGUUGGUCUGGCUUUGUAGACACCACGGCUGCUAAAGAAUGCACUCCCCAGAAUCUGAAAUCCCAAGAUGUCGGGUUCUGGGAGGGGGAAGUGGUCCGAGAGCUGUCUGUGGAGGAACAGAUAAAGAGAAACCGGUACUAUGACGAGGAUGAGGAUGAGGAAUGACCCGCCGCCAUGCGCCAUGGUGCCACUUAGAUUCCUGUUAGCUCACUGCCCUGUAUCAAAUGGUGCGCAGAAAUGGGCAGCUUAGCGCCAAGGGUCAUAUAUGUGGGAGCAACUUUGGAAAUGAAUUCCCGCUAGCAAAACAAAACAAAAACAAAAACAAAAAAAAAAAACAACACCCCCCCCCAAAAAAAAACCAAAACUAAUUCUAAGUGCAUUGUCUAAGCACCAUUUUAAGCCUGGUGUGGUGGUACAUACCUUUAAUCCUAGCACUUGGAAGGCAGAAGCAAGUGGGUCUCUCUGAGUUCGAGGUCAGCUAGGUCUACACAGAGAAACCUUGCUUCAAUAAAACAAAACAAAACAAAAAAAACCAAACAAAAGAAACCCUCCAUUUUAGCAGGGAAGGGCUAAGCAGGGAUUUCUCUCACUGAUGUAGCCUGCCAUCCACUGCAUUCCCAUAAAUCAAUAUUGAAGUGGCUAGACAUUUAGAGGCACAUUUUCACACUACAAAGGCCGUUGUGGAAUUAGAGACAUACAGAACACAUUCAAGAGCCCACCUCAUGACCAGGGGCACUUUAUUAUAAAGGGCACAUUGUAGCUAUUUUACCAAUUUCAUUUUUUAGUACUCAACUGCUGAAAAUCAAAUAUUUAGUCUUUCAAGCUUCUAAAAUGCAUUUUCUUCCUCUGGUAGAUAUAGGGAGCUCACUGUCUCUCAUCCUACACCCUGUAUUUUAAUCACUGAGGCACAAAGCAGCAACCUUUGGCCAAGUGGGUUGGCUCGCCACUGGGAAAGGUGCUUCUUACCAAAGCUUGAGCAGCUGAGUUCAAUCCCCAGAACCUACGUAAAGGUGAGAGGGCAGCCUGCACAAAGUUAUCCUCUGACAAACGUCCCCUGGGGCACACAUGUCCAUCAUCAACAAUAAUAAUUGAGGUUUAAAAAAAUACAGCCAAUCUUACAAACACCUGUGAGACAAAGCCAGCCUAUAUACUUUGGUGUUCGGAGAGAGACACCUCAUACCCAGAUAGUCAGUGGCCUAGGCCAGUGUGUCCACCUGCACUCUGGGUGUUUGCCAUCUAUUCUAGUGGCUUCUCACACUUUACUGAAAGCUGCAGUGUUUCUGUAAUACCCUUUGGAUCACGGUUCAUCAUGCUCCAAGUAAAACAACCUGAGAUCAGAACUGUGAAGCCUCAGGGUUGGGGUAGAUCUUCUUAGUACUCAUUGGCUCUGAAAUGUAUUGAUUUUUAGGCCAGAUAAUUUUUCCAAGGUUGCAUUAAAUCAGUUUUAGGUUUGUCUUCUUAGGCCAUGUCCUACUUUGAUUCAUUAUUGUGAGAAAACCCUGGGCAGAAGCAACUUAGAGAAGGAGAGUUCGUUUCCAUUCACGGGCCACAGGUCACGGGCCACAGGCCACGGGUCAUCAGCCACUGGAACCAAAGGCAGAACCUGGAGACAAGAACUGCUCCAGACUGUGGGAACACUGCUCGCUGGCUUCAUCUCUGUGGCUUACUCAACUGGCUUUCUUACACCACCCAGAGCCACCUGGCCAGGGGUGGCACUGCUCACAACAAAAACAGACAAGGCCCACAGAUCUGUUAGAGGCAGCUCCUCAGCUGAGAGUCCCACACCCAGGUGAUUCUCUGCCAUGCUGGUAGUCAUUGACGAGCACAGGUGGCUUUCUCUGGUAUUAGGCUUUAGAACAUUAUAAAUGAGUGCAUUUCUUGUAUGUAACUGAUAUCCCAAAUUAUGUGUAUGGGAGGGGGGUGAAGGUAGAAGCCUUUUUGCAUUUGUAGAGAUUUAGCUCUGUUUUAGAGAUGUAAAAUAAUCUGUUUCCUUAUGGCCUUGUUUAGCCUAAAACAUUUUUAUUCAAUAAAGCUUUUAAUUUACA
Messenger RNA from Mastomys coucha (southern multimammate mouse), 4325 nucleotides. RefSeq names its product LIM domain and actin binding 1 (gene Lima1). Gene Ontology annotation, molecular function: actin filament binding. Gene Ontology annotation, biological process: actin filament bundle assembly. The transcript has 11 exons. NCBI's taxonomy places the organism in Eukaryota, Metazoa, Chordata, Mammalia, Rodentia, Muridae. Gene Ontology annotation, cellular component: plasma membrane; actin cytoskeleton. The coding region runs from base 163 to 2445 and encodes 760 amino acids. The record is from RefSeq and is a predicted model, not a curated record.